AUGGCUGGCAACGCGCAGAAGAUUGGUAUGACUUGCCUGAACAAGAAAGAAUGGCGAAGGACUGAUCGUGGUACAGCCAUUCUGUCAGUCUAUGACAAGACAGGCCUGCUUGAUCUCGCCAAGGGUCUGGUGAAGAACGAUAUCAGGCUGCUUGCUUCGGGCGGUACGGCAAAAUUGAUCCGCGAAGGAGGCUUCCCUGUUGAAGAUGUCUCCGCCAUCACCAAAGCCCCCGAGAUGCUCUCCGGCCGUGUCAAGACCCUCCACCCAGCAGUGCAUGCAGGCAUCUUGGCGCGUGAUCUGGCCUCAGACGAACAGGACCUGGCUGAGCAGAACAUUGACAAGGUCGACUACGUGAUCUGUAACCUCUACCCUUUCAAGGACACCGUCAACAAGAUCAAUGUCACCGUCCCGGAAGCUGUGGAAGAUAUCGACAUCGGUGGUGUUACCCUCAUUCGGGCUGCGGCGAAGAACCAUGGACGUGUAACCAUCCUCAGUGACCCAGAGGACUACCAUGACUUCCUCUCCGAACUCGAAAAGGGAGAAGUGACCCAGAAAGCGAGGCAGCACUAUAUGCUGAAGGCUUUCACGCACACUGCGGACUACGACACUGCCAUCUCGAACUUCUUCCGCAAGGAGUACGCUGGAGAAGGCAAGCAGUACCUCAGUCUCCGUUAUGGCACCAACCCACACCAGAAGCCCGCGGCUGCCUACACCACCGAAGGACCGUUGCCGUUCAAGGUCCUCAACGGUUCACCAGGCUACAUCAACCUGCUCGACGCCCUCAACGCAUGGCCGUUGGUCAAGGAGCUGAGCGAGGCCCUGAACUACCCUGCUGCGGCCUCGUUCAAGCACGUCUCUCCCGCAGGCGCUGCGAUUGGCGUGCCUCUGAGUGAAAUUGAGCGGAAGGUGUACAUGGUGGAUGACAUUGAAGGCCUCUCCGACUCUCAUCUUGCGCAGGCGUAUGCUCGGGCGAGAGGAGCAGACCGCAUGAGCUCCUUCGGAGACGUCAUUGCGCUGAGCCACGAAGUCGACGUCCCCACGGCGAAGAUCAUCAGCAAAGAAGUCAGCGACGGCGUCAUCGCACCGGCUUACUCAAAAGAAGCACUCGAGAUCCUCAGCAAGAAGAAAGGAGGCAAAUACCUCGUCCUCGAGAUGGACCCAAACUAUACCCCACCCGCUCAGGAGUCAAGGACAAUCAACGGCAUAACCCUAACCCAGCACCGCAACGACGCCGCCAUCUCCCCCGACACCACCUUCACCACCAUCAUCACCCCUUCCAACUCCCCUCCGCUCCCGGAACCCGCCCUCCGCGACCUCACCGUCGCCACCAUCGCCCUCAAAUACACGCAAUCCAACUCCGUCUGCUAUGCCCUGAACGGCCAAGUCAUCGGCCUCGGCGCCGGCCAGCAGAGCCGUAUCCACUGCACCCGUCUAGCAGGGGAUAAAGCGGAUAACUGGUGGAUGCGGUUCCAUGAGCGGGCGAUCGGGAUCAAGUGGAAGAAGGGUACGAAGAGGGCGGAUAAGAGUAAUGCAAUUGACAUGCUUUGCUCGGGCGUGGUGCCGGAUACGGGCGUGGAGAGGGAGGAUUGGGAGAAGAGUUUUGAGGAGGUGCCGAAGAUUUUUACGCCGGAAGAGAGGAAGGAGUGGCUCUCUAAACUGUCUGAGGUCGCCUGCUCGUCGGAUGCGUUCUUUCCAUUCACUGAUAAUGUGUACCGCGCUGGAAGGAGUGGUGUCAAGUACAUCGCCGCGCCGACAGGAAGCCAAAACGACCAGCCGUGCUUCGAAGUCGCUGGACAGCUUGGCAUCAGCUUCAUCGAGCAGCCUAUCCGGUUGUUCCAUCACUAA
This is a messenger RNA of Saxophila tyrrhenica, 1845 nucleotides long. It is a transcript of the gene ADE17, whose product is annotated as bifunctional phosphoribosylaminoimidazolecarboxamide formyltransferase/IMP cyclohydrolase. Gene Ontology annotation, cellular component: cytosol. The record is from RefSeq and is a predicted model, not a curated record. Gene Ontology annotation, biological process: 'de novo' IMP biosynthetic process. NCBI's taxonomy places the organism in Eukaryota, Fungi, Ascomycota, Dothideomycetes, Mycosphaerellales, Extremaceae. Bases 1 to 1845 code for a protein of 614 amino acids. The transcript has 6 exons. Gene Ontology annotation, molecular function: IMP cyclohydrolase activity; phosphoribosylaminoimidazolecarboxamide formyltransferase activity.